Molecule: messenger RNA, 1557 nt
Organism: Drosophila eugracilis
Lineage: Eukaryota; Metazoa; Arthropoda; Insecta; Diptera; Drosophilidae
Product: neuralized-like protein 2
Exons: 3
Coding region: 99-1067 (322 amino acids)
Biological process (GO): intracellular signal transduction
Molecular function (GO): ubiquitin protein ligase activity
Source: RefSeq, a predicted model, not a curated record
AGUAUUUUUUGGAAAAAUAUACAGUCGACAAGAAGUAAAUAAUCAACCUGCGGGCACGCCAGGAGAGUCCUCUAGGAUCACCGAACACCACGCGCCUCAUGGAAGCCGGCGAGGAGGGCGACCAGGCUGCGGCAACUGCCCCCAUCUGUUCUCGUCCACGAGCAGCCUACGUAGAGCAGGAUGAUCCAGAUUUCCGGCCCGACCUAGAGCUGAGCCCGGACCGGGAGCUGCCCCUGGGACUGUGGGAAGGAGUUCCUACCCUGAGCAGCCGCAAGCGACAACUGAGCCGCUUUCACCCCUACCAUGGCUCCAAUAUUCAGCUGGGCGACGACGCCACCGUGGCCUAUCGCAGGGCUAGCUUCGCCGAUGCCUUGACCUUCUCCGAGCGACCGCUGGCCCCAGGCGACAUCUUCUUGGUGGAGAUCGAGAAGAUAGAGCGUGGCUGGUCGGGCCAUAUGCGCCUGGGACUUACCGAGCUCGCGCCCAAUGUGAUUCGAACCAGCAGCGAGGGAUUGCCCCAUUUUGCGCUGCCUGACCUGGCUAACUUGGGCAACAGUUGGAUCUACCCGAUCUCCAAGUUCGAGAUGAACCAGCGCCAGGAGGCGAACGACAUCAUCGAGCCGGAGACAGACGAUGAGCCACACAGAAACCUUUUGGGUGACGCCCCACAUGUGAGGACGCCUCGCGGCUUGCUACCAAAGAGACUUCUGCGGCCGGCGACGGGAAACGGCAACGACUCAGACAUUCUACUAACGGACAGGGGCUCUCGCAUCGGCAUCAUCUACGUGCCGACGGUACACAGCGCCUCGAAGGGCGAGCUGCACUUCAUUAUCAAUGGGGUCGAUCGCGGCCCUGUAUCGCGAGACAUUCCGCUCAACAGAGCUCCCUUGUUUGUGGUUAUCGAUGUAUAUGGAACCACGAAGCAGAUUAGGAUUAUUCAGCUGGAGGGCAUUCUGUCCCUGCAAAGCGCGUGCCGCAAUGUUAUCCUGGAAAAUUUCGCGGAGAACAAGAUAACCGACCUGCCGCUGCCGGAGAGCAUCAAAAGAUUCCUUCUGCGCCGUGACUAGAGCCUCCGGACCAUGAGCUCUAUGCAAUAGGGCCUAGUGUGUGUGAAUGAGAGAUGCGUGUGUGAGGAAGUGUGCAUGAGCCAGGGUCGUGAUAGUUUGUUUACUCAUACAUAUAUAUAUUUUAUACGCCUGCAGCGCUAGUAAAGUGCUAGUUCAUUGACCCCUGCUCCGGACCCUGAUGGAUCUGCGGGAUCUGCCGAUCCCUAUAAGAAGGCGCUUAUCAUUGUACUUUCUGUAGAUAUAUUUUGUACUUUAGUUCCAGUUACCAGUUCAAUACUCGCCUAACCUGGACGAUCCUAUGUUGUAAAACAUAACUCUCGCCAGCUUUUGGGUAUUGUGGUUUGGCCAGCACCUGCCUGGGUCUCCUGGCCACCCUGCCUUUUAGCGUUUUGGUACCCAAUACGUUUUCCGUUUCCACUACCACCUAAGAAUAUUGUUACUAAAUGUAAGUUAAGUCCAAGUAAUAAAGGAUCUAUAAAAACCGCUGUAA